UGGUGUUGGUUAGGGCAAAAGUGUUACUAAAACACUAAGGAACACAGCGGAAAUCGAGGAAGUGUUGGGACUUAUGAUGCCCCUACUCCGGCUUAAGCACACAAAUCCGUCAUAAUGCAGCGCUGAGGGCAAGGGAACAAAAUAAAUCCAAGGCAUUCCACUCCAGGGCAAACGAAGCUGAACAAUCGGAGGACGUGAACGAGAACGAGGACGGGUACCAGGACUAGGACUAGGACUAGGGUACUUCAGUUGACGACAAACCAUUUCUGAACAGGAGACGUCGACAAAGCGGCCAACGGCAUGGCGGACCUGGAGCGCAUACGCCUCGUCCUUUUGGGCGGCGCCGGCGUCGGCAAGAGCUCCAUUGUGAAGCGCUUCCUGUUCAAAUCCUACACGGACAAAUACCGCGCCACCGUCGAGGAUCUCUACAAUCGCGAAUACGACCUGGGCGGCGUCACACUGAAGGUGGACAUUUUGGACACAUCAGGUGACAUGCAAUUCCCGGCCAUGCGGCGUCUGUCCAUUGCAACGGCGCACGCGUUUAUGCUUGUCUACGCCGCCACAUCGGCGCCCAGUUUCCAGUGUGUUAAGCAGUGCUUCGAGGAGAUCCGCGAGCAGCGCGGCGACUUCCAGGACAUUCCCAUUGUGAUCGCCGGGAACAAGGCCGACUUGGCCACCACCCAUCGAGAGGUCAAGCUGGAGGAGGUGACCGAUUGGGUGUUCUGCGAGCUGCCUCGAUUACGGGCGAAAGUGCAGGAGUGUUCGGCGAAGGAGGACAGCAAUGUGACCGACCUCUUCAAGUCCCUGCUCUCCCUGUCCCGCUUCCUGCCCGCCAGCAGUAGUGGGAGCGGUGGCAGCGGAACGGGCGGUGAGGCGGCGCCCAGUGGUUUCAAACGCCGCUCGUCGGCCUACGUCAGCGCAUCGUCCAGUCGCAAUAAAAAUCGCAUGAAUAGCCCGGCUCUGGGAUCCGCCGGCGGCAGUGGCGACAAGAAGGGCACCGGACUCGUGGACGCCGUCGACGUGGCCAGCACCAGUGCGGAGGCCAAGCUGAAGCCGCGUUCCAGAUCGCUCAUACGCCGCGCAUCACGCAAGACCAAGCAGCAAAUCAACAACGCAUCCGACGACUGCAACGUGCAGUAAACUUUUAUUAUUUUGGCCGGCAGCCCUGCGCUUAAUUAUGUUUUUACAUUAUGCCACAAUAUGUAUUAAUAAUGGGCGCCAGUUAAUUAGCGUGCAUAAACAAGUGGCACCGUAUUUAUGUUUGGUGCAAUGAGCUGAUUAUUCUGAUAACAUAAAACCCACAAAAACCCACUUGCUCAAGGGCAAAAGCCAGUGCGAUAAAUUUGCAACUCUAUAAUAACUUCCAUGAAUUAUUAUUAUUAUUAUUAUAAAUAUGUGUGCUUCGAAAGGGGAGUUCUUAUGUGAAAGCAAACAUCAAAAAGAGCUUAAAAACUAUGCCCAGAUGAUACUUCACUAAAAGUUAUAACUAUUCUUUAAGAUAUUUUUGUGUAAUUAAUUUUAUAUGUAGUCUAAAUAUCAGUGUUCUUAUAUAAAGAUAUUAGCCUUAAAAAAGAGAUUUGGUUUUCCGUUAAGUAGAUUUGUAAACAGAUUUUAAACUAGUGUCAUCGAGGCAUAAGGGAUAAAGGAUUAUUCCGACAUUGAGCUGACUUGCAAGGGAAUUAUGCACAUAAAUCGAGUUGAGUUCCGGUCAUUACGGUUUGAAGGGACCAGGUUUUUAUUUAAAUUUAAAAUUAACUUUUAUACGAGAAACCAUUUCGAUUUCAAUUUUCAUAAAUUUUAGUAUAAUCUACGAGGGCGCAAUUUGAAUUUAAUUGAGAGAGAAGAAGCCGGGUGGAGACAGGGACAAGAUUUUGGAGAAUCGUAAUGCCGUUCAGAGAGUUCCUUUUGAUGAGAAAUUAAUGGCUCAGUCGUUGUUGUUCGUUAAGAUUGUCGGGCUGAAGGAGGUUUUUCAAGAAAGGACUAAGUUUAAUGCGUUUUCCACUGAUGGAUUGUCAUAAUGUUAUGAUAGGUUGCAUAGCUUUAAGGUAAAUUCUAGAAUGCUAAUUUAUGAAUCUCUAUCUGCACCCUUAGCUGACACCAUAGUUAAUAUUGAAACGUUCCGUAUAUACAUAUUAUACAUAUAUAUAUAGUAAUAACAAACUUGAUGGAUGGCUAAGAAUGUUUACAUUUGCUUUGAGCCAAGCUCGCUGGGGUUGAAUCCGGAGCACAGGAGCGCAGGAUGGAGUCACAGCGACAGGACUUAUGGCGAAUAAAGCAAUUUCGCGGCAUUCUCCUUUGGCCCCAGCCACGUAAAUAUAACAAAACCAAAACUUUAACAGAGAGCACAACACAAUUUACUAUGCAAAAAACGUAAUUGUAAAAUAAAUUUGAUGAGUCCGGGGAAGGGAAAGGGAGAGAAUCCCUGAAUGCUUAUCAAGGAUAAUACAGGGUGAACUUCUUAUGCUAAAUUGCCAAAUCAAAUUCCCCACAAUGCACAUCAAGUUCGAAGCAGGAGAUUUAUGUUAGCGAAUAAUCGAUAAAACCGUUUUUAAUACGCAACUUUUGCAUGCGAGUUAGAUUUUUGCUCUCCUUCGGCACAAGUUACACUUGCAACUGUGGAAAUUUGUGAUAAGAAUCCUUUUGUGUUUGUUAAACGGAAUGUGCUUAGCAAAUAAGAUUUAUUUUAAAGACUACUUUUAGGCGUACCAAAUAUGGCAGAGUAAAUAUUUCAAGAAUCUGUAAAUGGAUGAAAUACGGCAUAUGCAAAGUGAAUUGUGAUUAAACCAAAUAUGUACAUCUAAGCAAAGUGCGUGUGUACAGAAAUGACAAAAUGUUAAAUGAAAAUGGAAAAUUAAAAUGGAUAAAUUGCUGGCAAUGCAGUCAGUAAUUUCAGUAAUGAAAUCCAAGAGCGAUAGGGGGAAACAGGGGACAUUUUAGUGUCCUUAAAAAUAUUGUAUUGUUGCUUUCGUCCAGAGUGGAUUGACAGGCCAGACCUAGUUAUACAUAUAUACAUAUAUAUACGGCAUUAUGCAUAAUUGUAUUUAGUACAUAGUCCGUAAUUAAACCAAGUUUGGAUGUUUGUUUUAUAAGUAAUACGUUUAUACAUUGUUACUAGGUGUAGUUAAUUAACAACAAAUCUGAAGAGCCCAACCCGUGUUUGAUCUCUAAUCUACUAAUCGUAACUUAUAUCACUAUCAACCAAUGGGAACACAAUGAGCAUGAAGAGGACGAGGAGGACGAGGAGGACGAGGAGGCACAGCAAGAUGCAUGCUAUAUCAGACGACUUAUCCAACUUACCCGAUUUUAAAUACAUAUUUGUGUACGUAAUUCGAUUGUUCUACAAAAUGAAAGGAAACCAAUUCUACAGAAUCGAAAGAUUGUAAUCUUAAAAUAGUCGAAGGAGAAUCCAAAGGCCAAAUUAACUCUCUAAGUGUGCGUAUGUGUGUCAUGUACUUGUAACUAAUUGAAUUUCAAUUCAAAUUGAAUUAUUGACAAUUGUAUUAGCCAGUUAAAAUAAACCACAAUGCGUCCCAGGCAUCGGUGUAAAAUGUUU
This is a messenger RNA of Drosophila eugracilis, 3553 nucleotides long. Its product is annotated as GTP-binding protein Di-Ras2. NCBI's taxonomy places the organism in Eukaryota, Metazoa, Arthropoda, Insecta, Diptera, Drosophilidae. Gene Ontology annotation, molecular function: GTPase activity; GTP binding. The transcript has 6 exons. The record is from RefSeq and is a predicted model, not a curated record. Bases 301 to 1140 code for a protein of 279 amino acids.